CCAAGAAUUACACAGCAAUGUACGAUGCAAGUACAGCUGGCAAAAAUUUGAACGUAACAACAACUAACCAGAAUUACACAACAGUUAAUAAUGCAACCACACUUGCCACUAAUUUCACAAUAGUGUAUAAUGCAACCACAGCUAGCAGCAAUCGCACAACACUGGACAAUGCAACUACAGCUGGCGAUACUUAUACAACUGCAUACAGUGCAACCACACCAAGCAAGAAUGACACAGCAAUGUACAAUGCAACUACAGCUGGCAACAUAACUGCAUCUGGCAGCAAUUACACAACAGCAUACAAAGAAACCUCAGCUGGCAACAAUUACACAACUGCAUAUACAAUGAACAAUGCAACUACAGCUGGCGACACUUAUACAACUGCAUACAGUGCAACCACACCAAGCAAGAAUGAAACAGCAAUGUACAAUGCAACUACAGCUGGCAACAGUUUUAGUACAACUAGAACUAACAAUAAUUACACAACAGCAGUCAACAGUACAACUACAGCUAGCAAUAAUCACAAAGCAGUGAACAAUGCAACUACAGCUGGGAACAAUUAUACAGCUCCGUACAGUACAACUGCACCUGGCAACAAUUAUAAUGCAACUACAGCUGGCAACACUUUUAAUACAACUACAACUAACAAUAAUUACACAACAGUCAACAGUACAACUACAGCUGGCAACAAUUAUAAUGCAAAUACAGCUAGCAAUAAUUACACAGCAAUGAACAAUGCAACUACAGCUGGCGACACUUAUACAACUGCAUACAGUGCAACCACACCAAGCAAGAAUGACACGGCAAUGUACAAUGCAACUACAGCUGGCAACAGUUUUAGUACAAUUAGAACUAACAAUAAUUACACAACAGCAGUCAACAGUACAACUACAGCUGGCAACAAUUACAAUCCAAUUCCAACUACAGCUAACCAAAAUGACACAGUAACUGCAUCUGGCAGCAAUUACACAACAGCAUACAAUGAAACCUCAGCUGGCAACAAUUACACAACUGCAUAUAGUGGAACCACACUGACCAAGAAUUACACAGCAAUGUACGAUGCAAGUACAGCUGGCAAAAAUUUGAACGUAACAACAACUAACCAGAAUUACACAACAGUUAAUAAUGCAACUACACUUGCCACUAAUUUCACAAUAGUGUAUAAUGCAACCACAGUUAGCAGUAAUCGCACAACACUGGACAGUGCAACUACAGCUGGCGAUACUUAUACAACUGCAUACAGUGCAACCACACCAAGCAAGAAUGACACGGCAAUGUACAAUGCAACUACAGCUGGCAACAGUUUUAGUACAACUACAGCUAACAAUAAUUACACAACAGUCAACAGUACAACUACAGCUGGCAACAAUUAUAAUACAACUACAGCUAGCAAUAAUCACAAAGCAGUGAACAAUGCAACUACAGCUGGGAACAAUUAUACAGCUCCGUACAGUACAACUGCACCUGGCAACAAUUAUAAUGCAACUACAGCUGGCAACACUUUUAGUACAACUACAACUAACAAUAAUUACACAACAGUCAACAGUACAACUACAGCUGGCAACAAUUAUAAUGCAAAUACAGCUAGCAAUAAUUACACAGCAAUGAACAAUGCAACUACAGCUGGCGACACUUAUACAACUGCAUACAGUGCAACCACACCAAGCAAGAAUGACACAGCAAUCUAA
This is a messenger RNA of Archocentrus centrarchus (flier cichlid), 1688 nucleotides long. Its product is annotated as autotransporter adhesin BpaC-like. NCBI's taxonomy places the organism in Eukaryota, Metazoa, Chordata, Actinopteri, Cichliformes, Cichlidae. The transcript has 4 exons. The coding region runs from base 18 to 1688 and encodes 556 amino acids. The record is from RefSeq and is a predicted model, not a curated record.